Molecule: messenger RNA, 2217 nt
Organism: Stereum hirsutum FP-91666 SS1
Lineage: Eukaryota; Fungi; Basidiomycota; Agaricomycetes; Russulales; Stereaceae
Exons: 5
Coding region: 1-2217 (738 amino acids)
Source: RefSeq, a predicted model, not a curated record
AUGUCCGAUCGAGGUCGAUAUCGGGAAGUAGAAGCUUUCGAUAUGCAGGUGAACGGGAAUUCUUCGGUGAGGGCUUUAGUUGGAGUCUCGGAUCGAUUGGAUCCUAUGAAUGCGGAAGCUACGAAUAAAUACGAAAAGUACCACUAUGGGGCCGAAUCAAUACUACCAGAGGUCGAGGAGCCUGAAUCGCCAGAUGCUGGCCAUCAGAGCAUCACACUCUCCGUUGUCCUCUUAACGUCUUGUGCGAUCGUUCCUGCCGUUAUGGGUGCACUUUUCUAUGUUUCCAUUGGGUUCAACGCCGUAGAUGGUGUUUAUUACCCUAACGGCACCUUCGUUCGUCCCAUCGACGAAGGUGCAAUCAUAGGUGGCGAGAACUCGUUUCUGACAGCUCAUUUCUCACCUUUGUUGGUGUCUUCAAUUGCCAGCUCUGUCAUAGGGGUCGUUUCGCCUUUCGCCAUGUGCCUCUUCGCGUACCAUCUCGCCGUUUCGUGGCUUCGUGCCUCAGCUGCCCACCCAACCAACCUCCCCACACCUUCCCAGUACUAUCACACACUCAAUGUCGUUACCAACCUCUCACCGACCUCGUUAUUUCUCCUCCUACACUACGCCAUACGUCAAAUCCGACCCUCCUCCUCCUCACCGCAUGCCGUCCGACGUCCGACUCCCCCAAUCCUCAAACUCGCAGCCGUCAGUGCCGUUCUCAUUCUCUCCGUCACUUGGGCCAUCCGGGUUAUCGAUAUCGUUUUGCACGAACAACUCACCUCCACCAUCCUCUACGUCCCGAAUCAGGCGAAGACGGCUUAUUUUGGACGAGCAGUCAUCGCAGAUGCUUGCCAAGCAACGGAUACGGAUAAUUGCCCUGUCAUCACUCGUACCAGCACGGCAAACCUUGGAGGCCUCAACGAAUCUACGAUCUUCAAGGUCUACGAACACGGCUCUUCCGACGCCUCUCGAAAUCAAAGUGUAGCGUUCGUCGGUCCUUCCGACGUCACAAGCCACACCGACCUUAAUUACACUUCUCACACCUACGCGGCCUCUACCGAAUGUCAGGUCUAUCACCCGACCUGCCUUGUCCAGAACGACACCAUACAGACUUGUACACCAACCAUCCCAGAUGGACCACUACCCGCUAUCGACGACUGGAACUCGUUCGUGUGGAAUACUGGAUUCGACACAUCGGCCUGGCAGAUGAGGCUUCAGACGUUUUUGACGUUGAAAGGUAGCUUGACAGAGUCUUCCAAUGCGCUCACCAACGGCGCGAACGUGAAUCCGUUUACGACUGCGAGUUUUGGGUGCUUUUCCGAUUAUGGUGCGAUCCCCUACAACGAUUCUCAAUUCAAUACCACGACCCCCUUCAUGAAUUGGUGGAGCUACGGCGCAGGACUCACCAACAAGCCCUACAUUCUCUGUUCCAUCUCGAUUUGCAACACUACGGUCUACGACGCCGAGUAUACGCUCUACAAUGGUACCCUGACGCUCGAUAACUCUACAUUUACCGAAGCCAAUGCUUCCGCUGCCAUCGCUGUCUCUGGAGCAGGACUCUACCUCGGGACCGCCGAUACAAGCUACUACCAGUGGGGCUCUCGCUUCCUCGACGACCAGAUCCAGAUGGACCUUUCGUCCGCCGGAAACACUUACGGCAACUCUACCACUCAGUUCGGCGCUGCGCUGGCACAAGCUUUCAGCAACAGAUAUCUCGGAUGGUCGGCGGGGUCGAUCGUCAUGAAAGAGGUGGAGGCGGACAGUACGAGGGCGGAGCUGGCUAUUUCGAUUCCGUUGGGAACGUCGCACGCGUUCGCAAUAUUGAAUUUUGCAUAUGCGUUAGGGAUCGUGGUGUUGGGCGUCUCGUGCUUGAUAUUGCCGAAGAGGCAGGGUUGGGGAUGGAGAACGUCAGGCGCGGGAUCGACGAGAUUCAGUGUGCAGGAUUUGAAGUCGGCGCACGUGAGGCUUUCAGAUACUUCGUUGCUUGUGCAUGAGUUGGCGUCGAGACCGGGGCCGGGUUCGAGAGAGGAGUUGGUGAGGGGAGAAGCGAGUGGAUAUGAGGAUGGAUAUACGGGACUGGCGGGUAGAGGGACAGAGUUGAGACGGAUCUCAAGUACACCCUCGAUGAAGGGUUGGCUGUGGGGAGGAGGACAGAGUGAGAGUGAUGACCUGCGCGUGAGCUUGGAGAGGAGGAGCGACGGCGGACUUGGGUUCGAUUUCAGGAAGCACAUCUGA